CUCUGGGCGGGGCGUAAAGGCGGUAGGAGGACUUGCGGCGGGCCCGCUUCGGCUUCUCCUCCGGCCUGCUCUCCCUUCCCGCGCCGGCCACCAUGGGGAAACGAGACAAUCGCGUGGCCUACAUGAAUCCAAUAGCGAUGGCUCGAUCAAGGGGUCCAGUCCAGUCUUCAGGGCCAACAAUCCAGGAUUAUCUGAAUCGACCAAGGCCUACCUGGGAGGAGGUAAAGGAGCAACUAGAAAAGAAAAAGAAAGGUUCCAAGGCUUUGGCUGAGUUUGAAGAAAAAAUGAAUGAGAAUUGGAAGAAAGAACUAGAAAAGCAUAGAGAAAAAUUAUUAAGUGGAAGUGAGAGCUCAUCCAAAAAAAGACAGAGAAAGAAAAAAGAAAAGAAGAAAUCUGGUAGGUAUUCAUCUUCUUCUUCAUCGAGCUCUGAUUCUUCCAGCAGUUCUUCAGAUUCUGAAGAUGAGGAUAAAAAACAAACGAAAAGGAGGAAGAAAAAGAAGAGCCGUUGCCAUAAGUCUCCUGAGAGCUCAGUGUCGGACUCUGACUCAGACAGCAAGGACGGUUCAAAAAAGAAGAAGAAGUCAAAGGAUGUGACUGAAAAAGAAAAGGACACUAAAGGGCUCAGCAAGAAGAGAAAGGUGCAUGAAGACAAAGCACUGUCAUCUGGGUCCUUGUCAGAGUCAGACUAUGAGGAGGUACAAGCAAAAAAGAAGAAAAGCGGUGAAGAGCGAGAGAGAGCAACUGCAAGUAUCCUAUGUUUUUAUAGACAACAGCGGGCCCACUGUUCUUUAACAUUAACUCAUCUGGGACCGAAUGAAGCCCUGGGAAGAGGGUGCUGUCCCUCACUGCUGCUUGCUGGAUAG
Messenger RNA from Acomys russatus (golden spiny mouse), 863 nucleotides. It is a transcript of the gene Fam133b, whose product is annotated as family with sequence similarity 133 member B. The transcript has 10 exons. NCBI's taxonomy places the organism in Eukaryota, Metazoa, Chordata, Mammalia, Rodentia, Muridae. The record is from RefSeq and is a predicted model, not a curated record. The coding region runs from base 93 to 863 and encodes 256 amino acids.